AUGACGCGAACUAUUCUAAACAUCCUGGCAGGGUUGGCUUGUCAGACCACGAUAGCCUCCGCGAUGGUGUUGAGCGCGGUCCAGUCGAAUGCAACAUCACUACCGACCACAGCCGGUCCGGCCGGCGUUGCAUCGCAGCAGACGUCGAGCAUGCUAUCACCUUGCGCGAUGAACUGCACAAUAGCAGAGCUGGCGAAGUCCACCUGUCAAUCCACCGAUUUCGUCUGUAUAUGUACGAAUCAACAGCUCAAUGAUGGGAUAGCUGGAUGUCUGAUGCAAAACUGCACCGUUGUCGAAUCAUUACAAGCUCAAAACUACUCAAAAUCUUUGUGUGGAGCGCCUUUCAAUCGUAAUUUGGAUCAGCCUCCAAUUACGUGGACCAUCUUCACGCUCUCAUUCAUAGCGGUUUCAAGCCGCUUCAUAUCCAAGAUUCCUUCUUUGAAUCCAGCUUUCCCUUUUGGGUGGGACGACUGGGCAAUUCUAGCGUCUAUGAUCGUUCUAGUAGCUUCUGACGUUGGAUCUCAAGUGCUCGUAAGCCUGGGCUUCGGUCAAGAUAUCUGGACAGUUGCACCAGAUAACAUCACUCAAAUACUGCUGAUCUUCUUCGCCGAAGAACUGUUCUACUCCUUUGUGGUAGCAGUUACAAAACUCUCAGUUAUCAUCUUUUACUUGAGGUUAUUUCAAGAGAGCUGGUUUCGAAAAGCCUGUUAUGGUCUGUUUGGUAUCACAACAAUGUACGGGAUUGGUCAAAUCCUCGCGAUCAUCUUCGUCUGUAGUCCAGUCUCAUACAACUGGACACGAUGGGACGGCCAACAUGCAGGGCAGUGUGGUAAAGUCAACAUCAUGACUUUCGUGAAUGGAGGGACCAACAUCGCCAUUGACCUCGUCCUCGUCAUUCUACCAGUGACACAAUUCAUUACCGUGUCCUGGACAAUCAGGAAAAAGAUUGGUGUGAGCCUCAUCUUCUUGGUCGGAUUAUUUGUCACCAUGUCAAGUUGCAUAAGACUGGCAACAGUCGCGAAAUUUGCGGACACGCAGAAUCCCACAUUCGACUUCAAAGCCCUCUCGAUCUGGUCACUGGUUGAGAUGCACGCGAGUGUCAUAUGUGCCUGCAUGCCAGGCAUGACGGCUUUCGUACGACGCGUGAAGCCACGACUUGGAUGUCACGCAGAGCACACGCCUGAACAAAUACGGAACAAGCCCAGAACCGGGCGGUCCGUUGCACGUCAGAUCAGAGAGACGUUUAGCCGUAUGACGGCAGCAGCCAGAGAGGCGGGCAACAACUCGACGUGGAACAGCUUGUAG
This is a messenger RNA of Colletotrichum gloeosporioides, 1305 nucleotides long. RefSeq lists its product as uncharacterized. The coding region runs from base 1 to 1305 and encodes 434 amino acids. NCBI's taxonomy places the organism in Eukaryota, Fungi, Ascomycota, Sordariomycetes, Glomerellales, Glomerellaceae. The transcript is spliced from 10 exons. The record is from RefSeq and is a predicted model, not a curated record.